GCUGUGGGAAAGAUGGCGGGCCCAUGGUGGAGGCAAUGCCGGAGGUGGAGUACAAACUGUACAAGUACGAGUUUAUUGGAAACCAUGUGGCAUUAUAACGGCAGGUCUGCGUCUUUCUCGGCGUCCUCUCUGGGGCGGGCGUCCCCGAGCUCAAGGCCGGGGAACGAGGGACAUCCAUCAUCGUCAACACAGUUAAUCCCGAAAACUUUAAACUUUACCUCAUCUCUAAACAGACACAAGUCACGGUUGCUGUAUCCCACGCUACACUCUUGCUGCUGCAAAACGAUACACAGUGAUGCAAAGCUCAAGGACCCCUUCACAUUAGCCCAGAAAGACCUAACAAGUUUAUAUGACGACAUCAAAAAGGAGCUGUUUGUAUCUAAAGAAGAGCUGAAGUCUCUGUGUGACUACUACUUUGAUGGCAAGGGCAAGGCCAUCCGACCAAUGAUUGUUGUUCUGAUGGCCCGGGCCCUCAACAUCCACAGCAACAGAGCAGGAGAUUUGCUCCCGGGGCAGAGGGCUAUAGCUAUGAUCUCAGAAAUGAUUCAUACUGCCAGCCUGGUGCACGAUGACGUCAUAGAUGGAUCAGAUAAGCGCAGAGGAAAGAGAACCAUCAACGAAGUGUGGGGUGAAAGAAAGGCUAUCUUGGCAGGAGAUUUCAUCCUCUCAGCAGCCUCCAUGGCCUUGGCUCGUAUUGGUAACAACACUGUGGUGAAAGUGUUGUCCCAGGUGAUAGAAGACCUGGUACGAGGUGAAUUCAUGCAGCUGGGCUCCAAAGAGAACGAGAAUGAGAGAUUCAAACAUUACCUCGAGAAAACCUUCAAGAAGACAGCGAGUCUUAUUGCAAACAGUUGUAAAGCAGUAUCCAUUCUGGUAAAUUCUGAUCCUGAAGUUCAUGAAAUAGCCUACCAGUAUGGCAAGAACGUUGGCAUCGCAUUUCAGCUGGUGGAUGAUGUCUUGGACUUCACAUCAGGAGCCAGUCAGCUGGGGAAACCCACAGCCGCAGAUCUCAAACUGGGCUUGGCUACUGGACCGGUCCUGUUUGCUUGUCAGCAGUUUCCAGAGCUUCAUGCGAUGAUCAUGAGACGUUUCAGCUCUAAUGGAGAUGUGGAUCGAGCCUGGCAGUAUGUUUUGCAGAGUGAUGGUGUGCAGCAGACCAACUACCUGGCCCAGCGCUAUGGUCAAGAAGCCAUCAGACAGAUCAGCAUGCUCAGGCCGUCCCCAGAGAGAGACGCCCUCAUCAGGCUCACUGAGAUGGUGCUCACCAGAGACAAAUGAACCUCCCUCUGCCGGGGCUUCACUUCAGGCAGCUACCUGCGGAAAAGUGCAACUCACCUUGACUGCCCGUGCGUCUGUGCAGGACGGGUCAAAACAAAGACGGUGAGAGAAGCGAUGGGAGUUUGGUUCAGAAGGACCCCUAGUGCUGGUUUUAGUGCCAAGUCUAAAUUCAAAUGGCAGGCUGGUUUGUCAGAACACUUAAUCAGAAUCAAGGGAUCAAAACAGCACAAAGGGGUCUCUCUGAACUGAUAACCUGUUGUUUCGUGGUCCUCUUCUAAAACUCCUAAAAUAUACACACAAGGGUGAGUGGCUUAGUCCUGCAUUGACAUAUAAAUACACUUGGUUUUUACUGAACAUCCUUGUGAUUUCCCAGAUGAAAUCACAUUGAUAAUUUGGACAUGAAUUAUUAUCUUAAGUUAAGCCACAACCCAAACCUUCACUGCAUACAGUACUGUAUCUACAACUGCCUCCCACGCCUCAGACUAGCAGAUUGAGUGAGUACAGUUUGUUACAAGCUAGUUCUGAGCUGUGGAGCUGUUGUCACAAUCUGUGUAAUUCCAAAUGAAAAUGCAUAACUGUCAUCGGUGUGUUCGUCAGGAUCUGUGUUAAUGUCCUUUGAGAUCCGUCCACACCUCAAAAGGCCAAACAGUCUUGUCUUUUUGACCUGUGAAAUGUUAUGAGGUUACUUCUGUAAAACAAAGUGCCCUGUAACAACCAAGGCCUUAACAUCUACAAUGACUGUGUGUGUUCAAUAAACCAUUUAGCUUUUUUAUUUAA
This is a messenger RNA of Lates calcarifer (barramundi perch), 2055 nucleotides long. RefSeq names its product prenyl (decaprenyl) diphosphate synthase, subunit 1 (gene pdss1). The record is from RefSeq and is a predicted model, not a curated record. Gene Ontology annotation, biological process: isoprenoid biosynthetic process; ubiquinone biosynthetic process. Lineage: Eukaryota; Metazoa; Chordata; Actinopteri; Centropomidae. Gene Ontology annotation, molecular function: prenyltransferase activity. Gene Ontology annotation, cellular component: mitochondrion; transferase complex.